AUGAUUUCUUUAAAUACAAUAGAAACUAUAGUCAAUCAACAUAAACAAGAUAUUAAUUCAUUAGGUAUACCUAAUUUAACUCAUAGUUCAAACAUUCUAAUCAAUCAGUCACCAUAUAUUCUCAAAUAUAAACUACAGACAAUACGCAAUUCUUUAAAUAAUCUUAAUCUUAAAAUACAUCAACAUAACAAUAAAUCAUACAAUCAGGUUAGAUCAGAGAUAGAUCGUUUAUUAGUGUCUGAAUUAGAUGAGAAAGAAUACAUUAUAAAUCAAUUAACUAAACUUUUUGAAUUUGAAAAUGAACCAGAAAUUAAAGAAUCGGAAGAAAAAGAAGUUGCGGAAACUCGAAAAGAUUCAGUAGUGGGUGAAGACUUAACAACAUUACGUCAAAGGCUAUUAUCUUCAUCUACUAAAACAUUAGAUGGUGAUGACUCUAUUAAAUUGAAUGAGUAUCAUGAUUCUUUACAAAAUGAAAUUUUAUCUGAUUUGUCUGAAUUGACAAAAGAUUUAAAAACAAGUGCUCUAAAAUUAAGUUCAAAGAUUUUAAAUGAUGAUUUGAUUAUACUUAAUGAAACGAAUGAAAAUAUAAUUAAAAAUUCAAAUUUGUUCAAAGUUGUUGACAAGAAUUUAGGUAAAUAUUUGGAAAAUAAAACUGGAGGAAAGAUUAGUCUUUGGUUACUAUUGAAAUUGUUUAUUAUUUUGGCUGUCGUUUUUAUGUUUAUGAUAUUAUUUAUAAGUAUAGUUCCAAGAUUGAGAUGA
Molecule: messenger RNA, 759 nt
Organism: Insectozyma verbasci
Lineage: Eukaryota; Fungi; Ascomycota; Pichiomycetes; Serinales; Debaryomycetaceae
Source: the annotation of a GenBank genome assembly